GUUGAUCUACGAAAGAACAAGUUGUCUAUAGAAGGUUGAAGAAGUCUAUGCUUUUCUGCCAUGCCUGCUCGCUGCUGCUCCUUCUUGCGGGAAGAGGGGCAGCAGCGGGCUCGGAUCGUCCCCGGCUUGCUUUUCUCACAGACCGUCUGAAGCAGUUCGCACACGAAAAUGAGGCGCUACUCAAGGAAGAAGAGCAGGUAGGAGCCACGGGCCAGCAGCACGUAGCUGGAGCAGCAGGACGCGCCGUCCAAGCGAACAAGGACCAAAGCAGUGCGCUGCUACAUUCGGUGGUCGGACACCGCUUGUAUUUGUUUCGCUCCACUAGUACCCCCUCCUCUUCCGAGGACCAGGGUGAGGUGCAAGUGAAGAUCCCGAUCGAAAUCCCGGAGUUUUUGCAAAAAAGUGGACAUGUGGAACGCGCAAAGCUCCGCGCCGCUGCGCGAAUAGUGCGGGCCGAAAGCACAGCAGGCCGUGCGUUCGAGGUGGUCGUGCAGGAAGUAGAGAGCGAUGCAGCGAGACUGCAGGAGCGUGAAGAUGUUUCGUCCACGAAGCACCGUGAUGAAACCAAGAUUCGCCAGCGCUCAGGUCCUGCCAUGGAUGAACCUGUGUUGAAGACAUCAGGCAAAGCUAAAAAAUCCCAGGCAAGUAGUGGCCCAAUUACCGUUGUGAGAAGGCUAGGAGCAGGGCCAGAAGGGACGACGCCCGGGGCACGACCCUCCGUACUGGUGCCUGCGAGCAAAGUGCUGGCCGGAAAGCGAAAGACAAACAAAUCUUCACCCGUCCAUCAGUUGCAUUCUCACGAAGGAGCGGGCAGCAUGAAAACAGAAGCGGCCAGCGGCGGGGACGCCGAUCACUCCUCGGACACAGGCGACUCUCAAGAUCUGAACUCUGAGCUGGGUGCGGCGGUGGAAGCAAGUAGAGACGGAGCCGUCGCGGAAAAUUUAGACGACGCGUCUGGCGACGAGAUGGAAGAUUUGCAAGCCACGUCUUCUCAACAUCUUCCCGAUCCAGACCAACAGCGAGGCGAAGAAAUCGAAGAAAAUGUCCUGAAUACCUCUCCAGAUAGCUUUGGUUUGUCCGAACAAGCGGACUCUGCAUCCACAGCAACACACCUAGGAGGCGGAGGCCAACAACUGCACGGCGAGAAUUUUCGAAGAAAGGUGUUCGGCGGACUCCAACACAAGAAGGAUUCUUCACCUGGCUCGCUAGCUUCAUCGGAUGAACCCCGCCAAGAUGAAGAACUGCGACUGUUGCAACGAGUUGGUGACAGCAACGAGGAAAUAAAGGAAGGAGAUGAAACGCUGUUGCAGCUAGCGACACUCUCUUGGGCCGACAAGGUGGAGACAACGGGAUGGGCAGAAUUGCAUGCGAGUAUCCCGGAGGAGGGCAUGGCCAACGCGGAUCUGAGCAUGUACAUGGCUGGCUAUCUCGAAGUAUCAAAUGUAAAAAUGUCUGGGUCUGGAAGAAUGUAACUUGUGAUGCGCAUUUCAGAACACAGAAACAUCUCUCAUGCGUAGGUAGCAAAAGCUGCCCAGUUUCUGUCACCAAACUGGGGGAUUUUUCAUGCGGAUUUGGCAUUGCGGAAGCUUCUCGAGACCUGUGAUGCUAGAGCUUCCAUGCCAGACCUUCUGUGUCAUGCAAAAAUAGCAUGACUCUUCCAGACCCAGACAUUUUUACAUUUGAUACGAAGGUCUAGCGUCCACGGAGCGCAUAAUGCAGUUUCGACACAACGCCAACGCGGCCUUGGCAAAAUCGGAUACCGACCACCACGCGCUACCGAACAUUCGCGACAUGUUCCGCCAGAAAAUCGACAACAUUCUGAAGAACUCGGCACUGCUCCCGCCCGAGAGUGGUGGGCACCCAGAUUCGGAACAACUCGGUGAGAAGCGCAGCGUGACGGGUUUGGUGACAACUCUCCAUGAUGCGGUCCAGGAUCAUACAACAAAUCGUCCCGCACCACCAGCCCCUCUUCAAGAAAGGCGAAGCGAAGUAGGAGGGCAGCGAAGCAAGAAGCAGCAGAACAACUUCUGGCAGCAGGCGAGGUAUGCCUUCUUUCAGUUGUUGGGUAUCCGGGAUGCCUUUAACCGGCGGCGGCCGACAAGCGAACCCGCAAUGUCACUUGUGGACCUCAUCCUGCUGAAUAGCGACGGCGAGACGCCGGAGCUUGAAACUGCGUACGACAUGCAAGAGUAUUUGAUGCGCCAGGACACUCUGCAAGAACAGGAAGCAGAGGAGCAAAAAAAAUCCUCCUCCGAAACCGGCGGGGGAGAUGAAACGAAGGACAACGAAGAUGGGGAAAAACCGGUGAAGUUGGCAAGCGGAGCCCUGUCCCCGUCCCUGGUCAUGCUGCAGACAAGUACGAGUAUUGCGCCACUACGCCGCCGAGGAUCAUUGGCGUCGUCAUUUCUCGCACGGACAAAACAGCUGCGCGCGAAGCAACUCGCUGCCCGCCGUUCGCGAAAUAAGAAGGCGCUGGACGAGAGAGCCUGGCAACGUAUCCAGCGCCGGGGAGGCCGCUGCUCCGCCCUGGUGCGGCUGACCGACAACAACCUGUUCGUCGGACACACGGUAGGGAACAAAAACUGUAACGACCAUCACUAAAUCAUGAAUCGCAAUUCUCGAUUAACUAUUUCUCUGGAAUGACAAAAUUACUUUUAUUGAGUGGGAUAACAAAUCAAAACUUUCCAAAACUAAUAUGUUUCGCGGCCGGAUGGGGAUGGCUAUGGCAUGCAUGCUCCCCAGUCGAGCCGCCAGCUUGUGUCAGCGGUUUUCGCUGAUCGUUUUUUGCUCGAUCACUCCUCGAAAAAUGUAAAGGGUGUCUAAAGCAGCCUGACCGUCCUGCGUUUCACAUACUUUGUUUUGCAGGAACUCAAUGCAGCAAUCUAUCAUGUUGCUGGUGGUCUCAUUUUUAUUUUCUUGGAUGCAUGACGUUUUCCGACUACUCCGAGAUGCUGCGCGUGUUUAAGUAUUAUGACUUUCCGCUGCCGGGCUCGAAAGCACGCACCAUUGGGUUUUCAAGCUACCCCGGGAUCGCGGGCAGCACCGACGACUACUACGUAACCUCGGCUGGAUAUCGAGGAAAGAAAUAGUGUUGGUGUAAGUUUGUGAUGCGCAACAGUAGUUGCAGCUGUCAAGCUCGGCAUGCAUAAUUCAAUUAUGCAUGCCGAGCUUGACAGCUCGGCAUGCAAUUAUUGCAUGUUGGUCCUCCAUUCAGACGCGUUUUUAUGAUACAAUCUGCGCAUGACAGGUUUUGCCCUCAUAAUUUUCCAGACAGAUUUGUAUGGCUGUUCCUGCAAAACGAAAAUAAAAGACACCUCCAAUCUUUUUUUCUUGGAUAUUGGACUGGCCGUCACGGAGACCACGAUCUCCCUGCUCAGCGACGAGCCCUACGACAAAAUCGACGACAAGUUCGGCGUGCCCGAUUUUCUGCGCAUAAUGGUCGCGAAUCGCGUGGCGGGCAGCGGUCCCGAGUGGAUUGAGAGCAUGGAGAGCUCGAAAACCGGCACCUACAGCAGUCAGUGGAUGGUUGUCGACACGAAGAAAUUCACGAAAACUCGUGGCGGCCUCGGCCCAAAGCACGGGACCCGCGGGACAGCGUUAGUACCGACGAGCUCCUCGAGCCUAAUGAGGAAUAAACUUGAUGUUGCGCCCCGCUCCACAACUGCUAAAAAUUCGCAGAGUGGCAAGAAAGCCAAGGGCAGUCAGAAAAAGCACAUCUUCGAAAGUGGCGAGAGAGUAAAUGGCUCAGGAGCAGGAGGAGGACUGUUGAUGGUCUUAGACCAGGCACCGAACGCCUCGCACAGUGCAGACAUGACCAUGACCCUGCGGAACCAGGGGUAUUGGGCCAGCUACAACCGUCCCUGGUUUGCGGACGUGCGGGAGUAUCUCUCAGAAAAGUAUUUUUUCACCCAUGCGAUGCCAGAAAGACAACAUUUUUUUGUGUCUGAUGAAUUCCUGCUGCACUAAAAACUCUGCAAUGCGGAGACCAGCACAAGAGAAGUGUCAUACAGAAUCCAGCUUGUCAUGCUAGUGUGCGACUGGAAGGAGAAUUUGAGGCUCCAAAAAAGUUUAUCAUGCUGAACAGCCAACAGCAAAACCCACAACACAAGCUUUACCUUUUUUUUGUGGUAUAAAUGGGUGUACUAGUACUUUUCUGUAGAACAGGAAGAAGUUGGGCCUGGACGAGGCAGAGGAAAACCAUUAUCCUGUUUGAAAACGUCCCCACUCCAUAUUUGUCAUGCAAAUUUGCAUAUUAGAGCUCAUGAUGUUUCUCCAUGUUGAGGUCGCCGAAAGUGCUUCCUCGCCCACCCCCCGCGAGGGGUGGUUUUUCUACUUGUGCACUUCCCAUCUUCGCUAUAAUGGGCUGGGGACGUUGUUCUUUUUUCACAGGAUAACCACGGCCGCAUCUUUAGCCGGGACCGUGCGCCCCGAGCCAACAUCUUUCGCGCGACGGCCAAGCGCGUAAAGACCCUGGAGGACAUGCAGAACGAGAUGCAGCGCAACCGGUGGCCAAACGAGGUCGAUGGCGGGGAGCGCAACACGCCGGACCACGCUAUCGCCGCGCGGAGCGACCUUGGCGGGGGUGGCGUGGCCAACGGCGCCGUUGAUAGUAAGGUCGCGGACGUGGCAAUGCUGCGGAAACUGCAGGUGCUCGCUAUCAGCGGUCCCACGACGGACCAGCAUCGGCUGCAGCCCUUCUCCUGGAUAUUCCACGUAAAAAAAGCUUCCUCGCGAGGACGCCAUCAGUCUGUCAUUCGUAUAUACAACUCGGCGUACAAGCAUGCCGCAGUACGAGCUGUGCGGCCGCCCCAUCUGUAGUUGUACACGCUCCAAUAUUCGUCCUCUGUCAUGCAAGACCAAGAUCGUUAAGAAAGCUUGAGGAGGUCAUUGCUGUGGUUGUGGUUGACUUAUUUCACACGAACACUAAACUAUGCAGUUUCGGAUGCAUAGUUAGAACUCAGGUACGAAUGAGAAGCGAUGGUGAUUUUACGAUGGAUAGGGGAAAAAGGAUUCCCUCAACAACGAGCUCUACCUGCACGAGGGACUGCCGGACACCUUCGAUUUCGACUGGCAACGGAUGCUUCCUUAAGAGGAACAGCGCAACCAUUUGUAGCAUGGAAUUUAUUGUGUCACCAUUGUCAUUGUCUUUUCCGGGUUUCGAUUUGAUGAAUCAAAAAUAGUGUUUAACACGAAAUAGAAGAAUAAAAGUAAGCUGUGGAUCACGUAAGAGAAAGAUGCUGGUGCAUCAGCAUCAACAUCUUCAUGAUGAUAACCGUGGGAGGUCUGUUCUUGUCCAGGAAAUUAU
Molecule: messenger RNA, 5305 nt
Organism: Amoebophrya sp. A120
Lineage: Eukaryota; Dinophyceae; Syndiniales; Amoebophryaceae
Source: the annotation of a GenBank genome assembly